AAACGGCUGGUGUCCUUACCUGGAGUUCUAUAGCCUUGGACAUACCGUGAUUUUUCGUGUUUUUAUUGGUUUGUGACUCGUAUUUUUCUCGGCCAUGAUUAUAAUUUUGCUCAAAACCUGAUAAGCUGGGCUUUUUUAACACUCACUUACUUUUACUGCAUUGUUUUUGGUUUAAUUCGAGUGCAAAAUUUCACUAUUCUUCAUCAGCUGCUGGCCAGCAUGGACCUCUCGGUGGCUCUGGAGCAGACUAGUCAGCAGGCGGCCACUGACAGCAGCGGCCCAGAGUCGCCGGCCGAGCCGAGCCCGCCGCCGGCCGGCAACACGACGCCGCCCGCGGGCUCACCCCACACCGACGGCGACACCCACAAGCUGUCACCGAGCUCGCCGGCCGCGCAGACGGCAGCGCUGCCGCCCAAGUCGGCCGCCACCGGCGCGGUGCCGCGACACCCGCUCUCCGUGACGCGCGAGCCGGGCCCCGACGACGUCAUCUUCGUGACGGGGUUCGGCCCGUUCGGCCACCACGAGGUGAACGCCAGCUGGCAGGCCGUGAGCCGACUGCACUCCAUGGGCGUGGGCGAACAGCUCGGCGCCAAACUCAUCAUCGAAGAGGUGCCGGUCAAAUACGAGUACGUGAUGCGCGAGAUCCCUCGGCGCUGGAAGCAGCUGCGGCCGCGGCUGGUGGUGCACGUGGGCGUGUCUUCGUACACGAUGACGCUGCAGCUGGAGCGCGUGGCGCACAACGGUCCGUAUUGUCGCGGCGACGUGCUGCAGCAGACACCGCCCGAGCAGCGCUGCCUGUCGGGUCAGCCGAGCACGCUCUGCUGCCGGCUCGACCUGGCGCGCACCUGCCGCGCUAUCGGCGGCAGCGCGUCCGCUAUCGACGCCACCGUCUCCGACGACCCGGGAAACUACCUGUGCGGCUUCAUCUACUUUAUGUCUCUGGCGCAGGACCCGGCGCGCACUGUGUUCGUGCACGUGCCGCCGCUGGGCAUGCCGUACACCGCCAACCAGAUGGCCACCGGUCUGGCUGAGGUGGUGCGGGACCUGUGGCACCAGGUGCUGCAGCUGGACCAGCCGCCGCCGCGGCCGCUCGACCUCUCCUGCUCGGACCAGCAGCGCCCGUGAGCGGCCGGCCGCUCGGCGCGCCGCCAGUCUGCCGCCGGAGACCGGGCGGACCGCGGACCGGGGCGGCUGGUCCCGGCUGCGGCCGACAACAUACUGCACUGGGUCCGGAGACGCUGUGUGUAGACUAGUGGGGGAGGAGACGCGGCCAGUGCUGUGGGGGACAGCUGACCACUAGGCCAUCAAACCGGCACAUUUCCCUCACAGAGAUGGCGCCGGGAAGUGUCACUAAAUUGUUCCUGGCAGCAGCUAAGAGGACGAAAUGUGAGUGCGAGUGUCAAUGAGUGAGUGAGGAUAGGGCCGACUUAUUUGCGAACCGCCCCGCUAGAUUGCCUCGAAAGGUGAACCGUUGACGACAGAGAUCUGAGUGAAGGGGUCUGGAAUACCCAGAGAGCCAUUGUACUGCGUGGGGGAUUGAGCGAUGUCGUCUGUGUGCGUGCUCCGAUGACUGAGCUGGCUGUGGGAGUGACUGGGGUGUCUGCUGGCCGCCUGAUCUGGGGCUGACCGUCUGACGGGAGGGCCUCCGCUGCCCGCCCGGACCUGGCCCGGCGCGCCCGCCUGGGCGGCAGCUGGUUUUAGCUCUGUGCCUCAGCUGGGCCUCAGCUGCCCGCCCGGACCUGGCCCGGCGCGCCCGCCUGGGCGGCAGCUGGUUUUAGCUCUGUGCCUCAGCUGGGCCUCAGCUGCCCGCGCCGACCUGGCCCGGCGCGCCCGCCUGGCGGCAGCUGGUUUUAGCUCUGUGCUUUCGACGCCGGUCUACUGUGUUGUAACGAGUGGGUCGUGACCGUGCCUGAUAUUGCCAACAGCUGCCGUGAGCUGGACGUUAACGGAGACUCCAGUGCAACGUGGCACCACUGUAGGGCCAAUCUGACUGGUGACCAGCAGCUUUACUGAACUGGAAGAGAACAUAAUCGUUUAUCUCUCUUUAGGAGAAUGUGCUCAUCCAAAAGUGGGACGCGAUUUUCAACCGUCUCUGACCUGUAUGAAGACGUGGCAAGUUUAUGCGCCUGGCAGCGAGAAACAAAUCCACCAUUGCCGCGAUGAAACCAAAACCGAUUGUUCUCAUAAUAUUGUUACUCUGCUUUGUCUUUCCCCACCCGUUGCACCCUUCCAAGGGUCGUAUGUCGCCCAAAUAUUGCAUCUAUUUUUAUAGCGGUGCAAUAUGCGCAUGACAAUGUAGCCAUAAUAGUUGCCUGUGCGGUGUUAUCGUAGUGCCCUGAAGGCCAUUCCAGUGCCGUCUGUGCCCGCUGGUCGCUCGGGACAGGACCCUCGCGGGCCUGGGGUGCGGCGAUGAGACGCGCUGUGCCGGCCCGCGGAGCGAUUAUUCCGCGGCAUCAGCCGUGCAGCCGACUGUGAUGUGGCAGGAACCAAUAAACGGUCUUUUAAA
Messenger RNA from Amphibalanus amphitrite, 2506 nucleotides. Its product is annotated as pyroglutamyl-peptidase 1-like. The record is from RefSeq and is a predicted model, not a curated record. Bases 220 to 1125 code for a protein of 301 amino acids. Gene Ontology annotation, molecular function: pyroglutamyl-peptidase activity. Lineage: Eukaryota; Metazoa; Arthropoda; Thecostraca; Balanomorpha; Balanidae. Gene Ontology annotation, cellular component: cytosol. The transcript has 3 exons. Gene Ontology annotation, biological process: proteolysis.